Molecule: messenger RNA, 1600 nt
Organism: Vidua chalybeata
Lineage: Eukaryota; Metazoa; Chordata; Aves; Passeriformes; Viduidae
Gene: PAGR1
Product: PAXIP1 associated glutamate rich protein 1
Exons: 8
Source: RefSeq, a predicted model, not a curated record
UCACCGCGGGGGUUGGUGGGAGGUGUAGUUCUGCGCGCUUUGCGCAGGCGCGGUGGCGUGAAGGGAGGGAAGGGAGCGAAUAAAAAAUGGCGGGAGCGCGGCCAAGAUGGCGGCGGGGAGCUGAGUGAGGGCUCGGGCUCGGCCCCGCCGGUUCGGAGCCCCCCGGAGGCGCUGGGGGAAGGGCGGCGCUCGCCCCCAUGUCCACCCCCCUCCCCUCCCCCCCCUCUCCCCUCCCCCCCUCCCCUCCACACCCUCUCCCUCACCCCUCCCCCCACCUCCCCGCCCAAAUCCCCCCAGAACCCCCCGGAAAAUCCCCAAAACCCCCCGGAAAAUCCCCAAAACUCGCCGGGAGCGGCCCCCAAGGACGACAACGAGGAGGACGAGGAGGAGGAGGACGAGGAAGAGGAGGAGUGGGGGGUGCCCUGGAGCGAGGAGGAGGAGGAAGGAGCGGAGCCGCCGGGCGGGUGGCUCCCGGCGCCCGCCGACAUCCGGCGCCUCUACGAGGGCAUCGCCCGCGCCGGGCUGCUCCCGCUGCGCGGCGCCCCGCGCCCGCGCCGCCUGCCCACCCCGGAGCCCCCCAGCGACGCCGAGGACGCCGCCGACCCCGCGGGCAGCCCCCAGCGCGACGCCCAGGAGCAAAACGCCCCGCGCCCGCGCCGCCUGCCCACCCCGGAGCCCCCCAGCGACGCCGAGGACGCCGCCGACCCCGCCGGCAGCCCCCAGCGCGACGCCCAGGAGCAAAACGCCCCGCGCCCGCGCCGCCUGCCCACCCCGGAGCCCCCCAGCGACGCCGAGGACGCCGCCGACCCCGCGGGCAGCCCCCAGCGCGACGCCCAGGAGCAAAACGCCCCGCGCCCGCGCCGCCUGCCCACCCCGGAGCCCCCCAGCGACGCCGAGGACGCCGCCGACCCCGCGGGCAGCCCCCAGCGCGACGAUGGUUCAGGGCGGGUUUGGGGCCGCGCCGGGCUGCUCCCGCUGCGCGGCGCCCCGCGCCCGCGCCGCCUGCCCACCCCGGAGCCCCCCAGCGACGCCGAGGACGCCGCCGACCCCGCGGGCAGCCCCCAGCGCGACGCCCAGGAGCAAAAGCCCCCUCCCCCCACGGAAUUCGACUUUGACGACGAGCCCCUCCCCCCCAACCCCGCCCUCAUCGACCGCCGCCGCACCCCAGGGCCCCCGAGCCGCGGGCAGAAGCGCGAGGCGCGCCUGGACAAGGUCCUGUCCGACAUGAAGCGGCACAAGAAGCUCGAGGAGCAGAUCCUGAGGACGGGCCGGGACCUGUUCCCCGCCGAGGGCGAGCGCAGCCCCGGCCCCAAGCGGCCCCCGGGGCUCUUCCUGCGGCACCGCAAGUUCUGACACGCCGGAGAACGCCAAAACGCCGGGAAUUCCACCCAAAACAGCGAAAGUUUGUUCUGACACGCCGGAGAACGCCAAAAUGCCGGGAAUUCCACCCAAAACAACGAAAGUUUGUUCUGACACGCCGGAGAACCCCAAAACGCCGGGAAUUCCACCCAAAACAGCGAAAGUUUGUUCUGACACGCCGGAGAACCCCAAAACGCCGGGAAUUCCACCCAAAACAAUGAAAGUUCCCAUCACUCCUCGA